AUGGUUACGAAACUUCUGGUUCGACUGCAGCUCUGGGACACAGCCGGCCAGGAGCGGUUCCGCAGUCUGAUUCCCAGCUACAUCCGUGACUCCACUAUUGCUGUUGUAGUCUAUGAUAUUACAAAUUUGAACUCUUUUCAACAGACUUCCAAAUGGAUUGAUGAUGUACGGACAGAAAGAGGAAGUGAUGUCAUCAUUAUGCUGGUUGGGAAUAAAACGGAUCUGGCUGACAAAAGGCAGGUUUCAAUGGAGGAAGGAGAGCGGAAAGCCAGGGAACUGAAUGUGAUGUAUAUUGAAACUAGUGCUAAAGCAGGAUAUAAUGUCAAGCAGGAAAAUUGUGGAAAUAUGGAAUGCUCUUCCCCAGUGAAGUUGAGGUUUGUUAAACUAAACUUUAAAAAUUUGAUGGCUUUUUGCUAGAUCAGGAUGCUCAGGAAUAAAGAACUGAGGCAGGUUCAUGGAUUUAAAUUGGAGAGCAGCCAGGAUCUAAUUGAAUGGUGGAACAGGCACAUGGGAUGGCCUACUCUUGCUCCUACAAAAGAUGCUUAUCAUAAGAAUUUGAUCAGAUGUUUAUAUAUUUUUCCUCACUUUUGUCUGAAUUUAUUUGAAGAUAGGUGAAGAAAAUGUUAAGUUUCUUUGCUUACAUUAUUGGGAUGUUGCCUUUUUUCAUGAGACUGUCUCAUCUCCACUGCACUAACUAAUGAAUAUGCAGUUUUGAGUUAUCUCACCAUGUCCUGACAAUGUCCAAAAGUUAGUAUUAAUUGGGUAAAUUUUGCUAUAAGGUUCCAUGGGCAGUGAAUGAAUUAGCAGAUCAAUCAAUUACCUAUUUCUUUUGAGGAAGAAAUGUUGUGCUGGAGACCAGAAUACUCUACUCUUGUUUGAACAGUACCACAAUCUUUUGAGCAGGCAGAUGAAGCCUUAGUUUAACAUCUCGUUGGAAGGACUGUCUCUGAAAAGGCGUACAUUCAUAACCAUAUUUCAGUGUAGUUAAGCAUUCACCAAUCAAGAAUUGUGUAAAGGUCUGCUUAGUAUUAUGAACAUUAGCAUUUUGAUCACACUGCCUUCUUAAUUUAAAAACCAUCAGUCACUAAUAGUGACAGCUCUGCCAAAAGACCAGCCUUGACAAUUAAACUAAAACUGCUCAAAAAUAUAUGUAGAUAUGAGCUCACAAAGACAAACGUUCUGGGUUUUUGUUAUCAGUGUUGAGUCCCCACAUUAAAGACUCCUGUUAGGACAUGGGAAUUGUAGUGUGUGUUGGUGUUGAGUAUCAGUUUAAAUUCUUACCCAGGAGGAGGUGAGUUGCUUUAUGGGAUGUUGUCUGGGUCUCAAAUAGACUUUUGGUAAACUGUUUUUAAGCCUUGCCUAGCUUCUUAUAAAGCACCACUGUUAUCAAAUUUGGGUAGAGAAUUGUUUCAGUUCUUUUCCCCAUUUUGGAUUUCCACAUGAUUCUUAAGGUUCCUAUUUGUGAAAGUUGUGUAUUUAUGUAGAUACUCAACACGACAUGUUAUAUAAUUAUCCAAAUUCCUAAAUAUUUGUUGGUCUAAAUAUCUAUGCAAAAAUUAUGAUCUAGCUGGGAGGAGUUACUGAAAAGCAAGGUAGCUGGAUUUAAAUCAAUGGGUACAAUAAGGAUAAGGUUGAAGGCUGGGAGGAAAGAAAUACAAAGCUCAGUCAAUGCAGUACUAGGAAACUGGAUUAUAUCAAUGGAAAUACAUGGUUGAA
This is a messenger RNA of Rhincodon typus (whale shark), 1716 nucleotides long. Its product is annotated as ras-related protein Rab-6A-like. Lineage: Eukaryota; Metazoa; Chordata; Chondrichthyes; Orectolobiformes; Rhincodontidae. The transcript has 5 exons. The record is from RefSeq and is a predicted model, not a curated record. Bases 1 to 417 code for a protein of 138 amino acids. Gene Ontology annotation, molecular function: GTPase activity; GTP binding.